Molecule: messenger RNA, 818 nt
Organism: Phragmites australis (common reed)
Lineage: Eukaryota; Viridiplantae; Streptophyta; Magnoliopsida; Poales; Poaceae
Exons: 4
Coding region: 142-525 (127 amino acids)
Biological process (GO): mitochondrial respirasome assembly
Source: RefSeq, a predicted model, not a curated record
AAGCGAGUUCACGUCCAAGUCCACCUCCUCUUCCCGUACACGAUCUCACUUCUCCUUCCCCUUCGUCUCGCCGCCGCCGCCACCGCCGCUGCGCAGACACCGCAGGCCAGGAAGAGACUUGAGAGAGAGAGAGAGAGAGCCAUGAAGAAGACCAAGUCGGCGGCGGCAGGGAGGCAGCCGCAUGCGCAGAACGGGCACGUGCUCCCCUCCAAGCUCGCCAAGUACCUCGACCCCGACGCCUCCUUGGACAAGGAUCAAUUGCUGGACGCGGUUCAUUGGAUCCGGCAGGUGUUGGGGCUCGUCUGCGGCUUGCUCUGGGGAGCCGUCCCCCUCGUCGGUGCCGUCUGGAUCGCCCUAUUUCUGACUAUCUCUACUGGCAUUGUCUAUUGGUAUUAUGCUUACUUGUUGAAGAUUGACGAGGAAGACUUUGGAGGCCAUGGUGCCCUACUUCAGGAAGGGCUCUUUGCCUCUUUCACCCUUUUCCUGCUUUCAUGGAUUCUGGUAUACAGUCUGGCUCACUUCUGAGAAGCCCCUCUGUUGAAGUCCGUCAGGCAUUUUUUCAGCAUUCAUGUCAUUUACCUUUCUGUAGAAUUGUAUUAGUCGCCAUGGAUGUACCAGAUUCAGUAGGUUAAAGUUAUAUAGAACAGCACUGUGUCAAGCUAUUCCUGUACCUUUUCUGAAUAGAUCGGUUGCGUUGUAAUUUUGAUAGUUUUGAUUCGAUCCAGUGUGGUCUAGGGCUUCGCUUGUGGGCUCAUGACCCUGAAACUGCUCGUCUGAUUCUUAAUUGUUUGAAUACAGCGUCGGUGAUUUCUGUUUUA